AUGCGGUUCCGCUUCGGGGUGGUGGUGUCGCCCGCCGUGGCCGGGGCCGGGCCGGAGCUGCUGGUCGUGGGGUCCCGGCCCGAGCUGGGGCGCUGGGAGCCGCGCGGGGCCGUGCGUCUGAGGCCGGCGGGCACGGCGGCGGGCGCGGGCGCGCUGGCGCUGCAGGAGCCGGGCCUGUGGCUCGGGGAGGUGGAGCUGGCGGCCGAGGAGGCGGCGCAGGACGGGGCGGAGCCGGGCCGCGUGGACACGUUCUGGUACAAGUUUCUGAAGCGCGAGCCGGGAGGAGAGCUCUCCUGGGAAGGCAACGGGCCUCACCACGACCGUUGCUGUACUUACAAUGAAAACAACUUGGUGGAUGGUGUUUAUUGUCUCCCAAUAGGACACUGGAUUGAGGCCAGUGGGCACACCAAUGAGAUGAAGCACACAACGGACUUCUAUUUUAAUAUUGCGGGCCACCAAGCCAUGCAUUAUUCAAGGAUCCUACCAAAUAUCUGGCUGGGUAGCUGCCCUCGCCAAGUGGAACACGUAACCAUCAAACUGAAGCAUGAACUCGGGGUCACAGCUGUAAUGAAUUUCCAGACGGAAUGGGAUAUUGUACAGAAUUCCUCAGGCUGUAACCGCUACCCAGAACCCAUGACCCCAGACACCAUGAUUAAGCUGUACAAGGAGGAAGGCUUGGCCUACAUCUGGAUGCCCACCCCAGACAUGAGCACGGAGGGCCGUGUCCAGAUGCUGCCGCAGGCGGUGUGUCUGCUGCACGCGCUGCUCGAGAAGGGACACACGGUGUACGUUCACUGCAACGCCGGCGUGGGGCGCUCCACCGCCGCCGUGUGCGGCUGGCUUCAGUACGUGCUGGGCUGGAGCCGCAGGAAGGUGCAGUAUUUCCUCGUGGCCAAGAGGCCGGCGGUGUACAUUGACGAAGAAGCCCUGGCCCGCGCAGAGGAAGACUUUUAUCAGAAAUUCGGGAAGAUUCGGUCUUCUGUGUGCGGUGUGUAGGGUGAUGAUGGAUCCGCCUCCCUCCCUCCGGGUUUCCUUAGGAAGCCUGGCCUGAUGCUAGUUACUGACCUAGAAGCCAAGAUUCUUCCUCGGCUGGAAACCCGGGUCCUGCCCGCCCCACUCUCCCCACCCAUCCCAAGCCCGACCCGCCUUCUUUAGUCUGGGGCUGACUUUCGGCUCUGCUUUGGUUGAACUGGAUCUUCUUUGAAAUAUUUUGCAAAGGGUGCCGUGACUAACGCCGAGAAAAAUCCACGAGCCGUUGGGCUGUGCAGUGCGGUUCCAGCAUCAGACGGAAAGGGGACGGGCCCAGGUCUGCGCCGGCGGGCAGAUGGCCCCUAAUGCACGGUCAGUGCUUGCUGGCCUGUGAACGCACCGCUGCUCUGGCUUGUGACUUGGCAGGUGGAAGAAGAGUUCGGGAGUUAACCUAGAUGUUGUCACUGUGUGAUCUCACACACACACACACACACACACACACAGCUUUUCUGCUGAACUGGAUUAUAAAAGAAUUGGUCAGUUGGCCAAAGAAGAGAAUAGAGUGGAUGAGAGCCUGGACUCGCAUCUCCCAUAAGGGAGAGCCCCAUAUGAUCCAAAGCAAUGACUUUCUAGUCUUUGUGGUUGCAUCCUACUUUGGAGUUGUUAAAACAUGUUCCAAAGCCUCACCUUCCUCCUGUAUGCACAGCCCAGUGUGAUGACCUCAGUAAUGUUACUAUCUUUAUGUGUUUUCGCUGAGGCUCUGUGAGCAGGUGCCCGGGUCUCAAGGCUGGUCAGGGAUGAGCUGGAGCUUAUCACCCAGGUUUAUUUGACUCAGGGUUGUGAAAAGCACAACACCUGUGGUGUUGCCGGCACACUUUGGUGAGUUCAGCCUCUCCCAGGGGAAGGUCAGUUUGUCCGCAGCAGUUUCUAGAGUGGGAAAUGGAGCAGUGUUCUAACAGUCACCAUAGAAUUCAGGAAAGUUAGUUAUCCUCGUUUAAACCACAGUGGGCCAUGUCCAGGUGGGUGUGGCCCGAGCCAUAGGUUGCUCACAAGAGGAGCUGUGUUCCCAGAAGAGCCCCAAGUGCCAAAGUCCAUAGUUAAUUGUUUCACAGAUUAGGGGGGAUCCUGGUUUACCCUCAGUUUAAUGCAAAACAGUUACUGUGCCUCCCAACAGUACAAUUCACUAUCUGGGACUCUAUAAGAAAUUCAAAGAUUAAUAAGAUUUUGCCUUCAAAAAGCUCACAGCCUAGAAGCAUCCCUGUGUUCAAUCAGGUGCCCUACAGGGUUGAACUAGUAAUGAUUGGCUGAUAUGGGAAAGGGGAAAUAACUUUUAUUGGGUGCCUCUUAUGUGCGGGAUGCUUUACAGUCUUAUGUAAUGUGAUCUUCAUGGUACCCCAUGUGGAAGGUUUUUAUUAUCUGUUAUAGAGAUGACGAAACUAAGACUCACAGAGAUGAAAUCAACUGUCUUCAGUCAUGUGGUGAAUAAAUAGAUGAAAUAUGAUAAGGUUUGUUUGACUCAGAGCCGUACUUUUUUCUGUUAACCUACAAUGCUUAUUUAUUUUUCUGCUCCUUCUUUUCUUCUAUAAAUAUUUAUUGAUAGUUGUGAGAGAGUCUGAUUUAGGAAGUAUGGGGGCAAGAAGGACGAAAGGUGAGUUCCAGUGGAAUUCAGAGGAGGGAGAGGUGUCCUGUAACUGGGACUCAGAGGAAAUGGUUUCAUUUGAGCAGAGAAGGCUCGGCAGGACAAAUGUAUCCUAUGAUUUUGAGAGUAAAAUUUAUAAGCUAGGAUUAUAUAAUGUGAAGACCAGCUCUCUUGCUAAAAACAAGUAGAAAUAACUACUGUGUUCAAGUAACCCAUUUAUAGUCACAAUGUGUUUGGUAAAAUUUAAUCUUAAAAAUGGAAUAUUUCUAAUUAUAUAAAUGUGUGUGUGUGUGUGUGUGUGAGUGAAUUUCUUUAAUGUCUAGGAAGUCCAGCUAUGUAACUUCCACUAGAGAAAGACAUUUUUUGGGUAGAUUUUUCCCUUUUUUGCUUUGAUAGACAAAAUCAGCUUAGGACUAUUAAAAAAUGUUUUGGAACAACUUUCCUUCUUCAAUGAAUGGGAUGUCCAAUGUAUUUAAA
Dama dama (fallow deer) is the source of this 3085-nucleotide messenger RNA. RefSeq names its product EPM2A glucan phosphatase, laforin (gene EPM2A). Gene Ontology annotation, biological process: protein dephosphorylation. Gene Ontology annotation, cellular component: cytoplasm; nucleus. The coding region runs from base 1 to 996 and encodes 331 amino acids. Lineage: Eukaryota; Metazoa; Chordata; Mammalia; Artiodactyla; Cervidae. The record is from RefSeq and is a predicted model, not a curated record. The transcript has 4 exons. Gene Ontology annotation, molecular function: protein tyrosine phosphatase activity; protein tyrosine/serine/threonine phosphatase activity; carbohydrate phosphatase activity.